AUGCGGGAGCUGCGACCGGGCUGGCUGGCGGUCGUCAACCGGCCGGCCGCAGGUAAGAUCUCCCUCAACUCGAUUGUCGGGUUCUCCAACAUCCCGAACCAGGCACACAGCCACUCGAUGGCCACCGGCUUCGACUUCACCAUCAUGGUGGCCGGUGCGGCCGGGCUCGGCAAGACCUCCUUCAUCCGGACGAUGUUCGGCCCGACGGCCAUCCCCUCGGCCGCCGAGCUGGAGGCUGCUCUGAUCAGCCGCCCCGGGGCGCUGCUCUCCCCGCGCGGGUCCAUCCGCUCGUCCAAGUCCUCGGCAUCCGGCAGCCGGGCCGCGGCCGCGGCCGCCGCCGCCGCCGAGGGCAACCUCCCGAUCCUGACGCACUCGACCACCCUCGAGGAGAACGGCACCCGCCUGCGCCUGACCGUGCUGGAGACCUCGGGCUUCGGCAUCGGCGUGAACAAUGUCCACGGGUGGGAUGGGGCGGUCCGCUGCAUCAAGAGCCGCCUGGACACGGUGCUCAGCAAUGAGCGCUGCCAGACCCGCACCCUGGUCCUCGGCGACAACCCGCCCUUCGUCCAGGAGCCGGCGGUCCUCUUCGAGUCGGAGCAUGAGUGCUUCACCAGCCAGCCGCACCCGGCGCACCUGGCCGACCUGCGGGUCCAUGCCUGCCUGUACUUCAUCAACCCCAGCAGCCGCGGUCUGAGCCCCCUGGACAUCUACUUCCUGCAGGGGGUGCACAACCUGGUGUCCGUCAUCCCGAUCAUCUCCAAGGCCGACACUCUGACCGCCAAGGAGCUGGGCGUCCUCAAGCGCCGGAUCCGCGACGACCUCAUCGCCAAUGGCAUCUCCACCUUUGAGAUCCCGGUCUCGCCGGCUGACGAUCCGGACUUUGUCUCCUCGGUGGAGACCCUCAACGGGGCCAUGCCCUUCAGCGUUCUGUGCGACGAUGCGGCUUCCGGUGAUUCGUCCUUCCAGGGCCGCACCUUCCCCUGGGGCCAGGCCUCGAUCGAGGACGAGUCGCACUCGGACUACGCCAAGCUCCGUCACAUGCUGAUUCGCUUCAACCUGGAGGACAUCCGCUCGCACACGGUCGACGUCCUGUAUGAGCGCUACCGCACCGGGUUCCUCAACACGGUGAACCGCGGUCGCAAUGCCAUCGACAACCUUCGCGACCUGAUGGGCUCCACCUCGGAUCCCAUCAUCAAGCUCAAGGAGUCCCUGAACGCCCGCCUCCAGGAGGAGGUCUCGUCUCAGCAUUCGGAGAUCGUCAUCCUGACCAACCGCCUCAAGGAGCUGACCGAGGUGGUCGAGGAGAACAACCGCAAGAUCGAGUCCCUCAAGGCCAGCAUUGCCCAGACUCACAACCAGAUCAGCGAGCGCGAGUCCGACAAGCAGAGCGGCCGCAACCGUCUGCUGCGCCGCUGA
Fonticula alba is the source of this 1416-nucleotide messenger RNA. RefSeq lists its product as hypothetical. The transcript has 7 exons. Gene Ontology annotation, cellular component: microtubule cytoskeleton; cell division site; septin ring. The record is from RefSeq and is a predicted model, not a curated record. The coding region runs from base 1 to 1416 and encodes 471 amino acids. Lineage: Eukaryota; Rotosphaerida; Fonticulaceae. Gene Ontology annotation, biological process: cytoskeleton-dependent cytokinesis. Gene Ontology annotation, molecular function: GTPase activity; molecular adaptor activity; GTP binding.